This is a messenger RNA of Rotaria sp. Silwood2, 243 nucleotides long. Lineage: Eukaryota; Metazoa; Rotifera; Eurotatoria; Philodinida; Philodinidae. The record is from the annotation of a GenBank genome assembly.
AUGACAAAUCAAAAUCUUUGUUUUGAUGCAUGGACUGUUCGUCAAUUAGCAAGCGAUGAUUUUGGUCAGGAUCAUUGGGAUAACGAUGAUUCAGUUGAUUAUCAUCCUGUAGAUGAAAAUUCUUAUGAUAACAACGAUAACAAUACGGUCAUUGAACAGGGCAAUAACAUAGAUGAUGUUCUUGAUAAGGCAAAAGGUUUCGCCGAGCAACUUUUGGGAUCAUUCAUUUCACUAGCAUUGUGA